This is a messenger RNA of Mauremys mutica (yellowpond turtle), 6358 nucleotides long. RefSeq lists its product as uncharacterized. The record is from RefSeq and is a predicted model, not a curated record. The transcript has 30 exons. Gene Ontology annotation, molecular function: ATP hydrolysis activity; ABC-type oligopeptide transporter activity; ATP binding. Gene Ontology annotation, biological process: transmembrane transport. Gene Ontology annotation, cellular component: proteasome core complex; membrane. Bases 474 to 5609 code for a protein of 1711 amino acids. NCBI's taxonomy places the organism in Eukaryota, Metazoa, Chordata, Testudines, Geoemydidae.
UCCCAGAAGCGGAUCGGGGCAGCCGGGGGCUUCCCAGGGCGGGCGGAGAACCCGGUGCCGGACCCGCCUCUCUCCGCCUCCGCCCCCCCAGUUCGCGGCCCCUCGCCCGAGCCGGGGAGUUGCGGGCGGCGCGUUUCCACCGGGCGGCUGCGGAGCGGGGCAAAGAAUUGCCCCCGGCGCCUGGGAUCCGCUAGCCCCGGAGCAGCCGCAUCCAGACCCCGGCCCCCACCGAGGAAAGCGGGAGACCCGAAGCGGAGUGGAACUGGAUCGGCAGGACAGGUUCUGCGGUCACUCCGGCGCGGCGCUGAGCGCAGUGACCCGAGCGGCCGCCAGAGGGCGCCCCCGGCGGGGACCGGCCGCAGCGGAGACUAGGAGAUUUAGACACUCGCUGCAGAGCGCUGCAGAGACCGGCCGCAGCCGGGCCUAGGGGAUUUAGACACUCGCUGCUGAGCACGGCAGGGCCCGGCCCGGGCAUGAAGCUGGCCAUGGCCUGGCUCUCCCUGCCCCUGGCGGUGCUGCUGGAUUUCCUCACCCUGCGCCUGGCCCUGCGGCUCUGCCCCCUGCUGCAGCCCUGGGACCCCCUGGCCCUGGCCUGGGGGGUGGCGCUGGCGCGGGGGGCACUGCUGAGCCUGAGCGCCCAGGCUGCCCGCGGCAGGGGGCAGGGGCUGCCUGGGGAGCUGCGGGAGGCGCUGCUGCCCCUGGCCGCCCUGCUCAGCCUGCUGCUGCCCGGCUACGUGACCCUGCAGGCGCUGGCCCAGCCCCGGGCGCCCCCCUCGGAGCUGCUGCACGGCUGGGGGCGAGGGGACGUCUUCGGCCUGACCUACGGCGCGGCGGGGCUGGCGGCCGCGCUCUGGCACCAGCUGUUCCCCGCCGGCAGGGGGGAGCCGGGGCCCUCGGCCUCGCUGGGCCGGCUGCUGGCCUGCGUGAGGCCCGACCUGCUGCGCCUCGUGGCCAUCGCGGGGUUCCUGGUGCUGUCCUCGCUCGGGGAGAUGGCGAUCCCCUACUACACGGGGCGCAUGACCGACUGGAUCGUGAGCGAGGACGACCCCUCGGCCUUCGGCCGGGCCAUCUGGGCCAUGUCCCUCAUCACCGUCGGCAGCGCAGUGACAGAGUUUGUGUCCGACUGUCUCUAUAACGGCACCAUGAACCGGAUCCACAUGCGAAUCCAGAGCCGGGUCUUCAGCUCCGUCCUGCGCCAGGAGAUCGGCUUCUUCCACACCAACCGCACCGGGGACGUCACGUCGCGGGUGACGGCCGACACGGACGCCAUGAGCGAGGCGCUGAGCGAGAAGCUGAACCUGCUGAUGUGGUACGGGAUGCGGGGAGUCUUCCUCUUCGGCCUCAUGCUGCAGGUGUCACUGCGCCUGGCGCUCCUCACCGCCGUGGGGCUGCCCCUCGUCCUGCUGGUGCCCAAGCUCUCUGGGAAAUUCCACCAGAGCCUGGCGCAGCGGGUGCAGGAGUCCCUGGCCAAGGCCAACGAGGUGGCGGUGGAGACCUUCCAGGCCAUGGCCACGGUGCGCAGCUUCGCCAACGAGGAGGGGGCCGCCCGGCGCUACGGGCAGCGGCUGCAGGAGACCUACCGGCUCAACCAGCAGGAGGCAGCCGCCUACGCCGCCUCCAUGUGGACCAACAGCCUGUCGGGGCUGGCGCUGAAGGUGGGGAUCCUGUACUACGGGGGGCGGCUGGUCACCGCCGGGGCCGUCAGCACCGGGGACCUGGUCACCUUCGUCCUCUACGAGAUGCAGUUCACCACGGCCGUGGAGGUGCUGCUCUCCGUCUACCCCAGCGUGCAGAAGGCCGUGGGCUCCUCAGAGAAGAUCUUUGAGUACAUGGAGCGGACGCCCCGGAUCAGCCCGCCCGGGACGCUGGCCCCCCCCAGCCUGCGUGGGCACCUCCAGGUGCAGGACGUCUGGUUCUCCUACCCCGGCCGGGACGACACCCCCGUGCUCAAGGGGGUGUCUCUGGAGCUGCGCCCCGGGGAGGUGACGGCGCUGGUGGGCCCGUCGGGCGCGGGGAAGACGGCGCUGGUGGCCCUGCUGGAGCGUUUCUAUGAGCCCCAGCGCGGGCGCCUGCUGCUGGACGGGCGGGACCUGCGGGAGUACGAGCACCAUUACCUGCACAGCAAGGUGGCGCUGGUGAGCCAGAAGCCGGUGCUGUUCGCCCGCUCGCUGCACGAGAACAUCGCCUACGGGCUGGGGGGGCGCAGCCGCCAGGAGGUGACGGGGGCUGCCCAGCGCGCCAACGCCCACGGCUUCAUCGCCCAGCUCAGCCACGGCUACGACACAGAUGUUGGGGAGAUGGGGGGGCAGAUCUCGGGGGGGCAGAGGCAGGGGGUGGCCAUCGCCCGAGCCCUGCUCCGAGACCCCCGAGUGCUGAUCCUGGAUGAUGCCACCAGCGCCCUGGAUACGAAGAGUCAGCUGCAGGUGGAGAAGGAGAUUUACGAGGGCGCCCGGGCCGGGCGCUCGGUGCUGCUCAUCGCCCAUCGCCUGAGCACCGUGGAGCGAGCCGACCGCAUCCUGGUGCUGGAGGACGGGGAGAUCCGGGAGCAGGGCACCCACCGGGAGCUGCUGGCGCGCCGGGGCAGUUACUGGCGCCUGGCGCAGAAACAGCUCAACGGGGACCAGGGGGGCGGCUCCGAGGAUGGGCUGGGGGCUGGGGGGCCGACCCCCCGCGCCCUCAGCCCCUCUCCAUGCGCCCCUGGAGCGCGCUGGCCCCGCUGCGCCCGCAAGGCCCAGAUGUUCCCACCCCUGAGAGCCCCCCCGCACCCCCCGGCCCAGUUCCUGCAGACGUACUCCGAGGAGGGCCGGGACCGGGUGCGGAUCCAGCUGGCCCACGGCACCACCACCCUGGCCUUCAAAUUCCAGCACGGGGUCGUCGUGGCUGUUGACUCCCGGGCAUCGGCCGGCAGCUACAUCGCCUCCCUGGAGGCCAACAAGGUGAUCGAGAUCAACCCCUACCUGCUGGGCACCAUGUCGGGCAGCGCCGCCGACUGCCAGUACUGGGAGCGGCUCCUCGCCAAGCACUGCAGGCUGUACCAGCUGCGGAACAAGGAGCGGAUCAGCGUCUCGGCCGCUUCCAAGCUGCUGUCGAACAUGAUGUGCGAGUACCGGGGCAUGGGGCUGUCCAUGGGCAGCAUGAUCUGCGGCUGGGACAAGAAGGGCCCCGGCCUGUACUACGUGGACGAUAAUGGCACCCGUCUCUCCGGCCCCAUGUUCUCCACGGGCUGCGGGAACAGCUACGCCUACGGGGUGAUGGACAGCGGGUACCGGCCCGACCUCAGCGUGGAGGAGGCCUACGACCUGGGGCGCCGCGCCAUCGCCCAGGCCACCCACCGCGACGCCUACUCCGGGGGCGUCGUCAACAUGUAUCACAUGAAGGAGGACGGAUGGAUCAAGGUGGAAAAGACCGACGUCAGCCAAUUGAUCCACGAGUACCUGGCGGCCAGGAAACUGGCCUCCACCAUGCCGCUGCCCCUCACCCUGCGUCUGGGCGGCCCCCUGCUGCUCUGCGACCUGGCCCUGCUGGCCCUGCUGGGCUGGGGCGCCCCCUCGCUGCCCCUCCUGGGGCUGCCGGCCCCCUGGCUGGAGGCUGCUGUGCGUUUCCUGGGGCUCUGGGGGGCCUGGGGGCUGCUGGCCGUGGAUCGGCCCCGCCUGUCCCCCCCCAGGGCCCUGGCUGCCCUGUGCCUGCUGCCCCCCCUGUACCUCACCCUGCGGCGCUGCCUGCCCCUGCCCGACGGGGACAGGGCUGGGGGGCCCGGCGCUGAGGACACGGAGCGGGAGUCCAGGGCCACCCUGCGCCGGCUGGUGGGGCUGUCCCGGCCCGACGUGCCCUUCCUGUCCGGGGCCUUCGUCUUCCUCGCCCUGGCUGUGAUCGGCGAGACCUUCAUCCCCUACUACACGGGGCGCGUCAUCGACAUCCUGGGCAGCGCCUAUGACCCAGAUACCUUCGCCACCGCUAUCGGCCUCAUGUGCCUGGCCUCCUUCGGCAGUUCCCUGGCCGCCGGCUGCCGCGGGGGGCUCUUCAUGUUCACAUUCUCCCGGCUCAACAUCCGCACCCGGUGCCAGCUCUUCUCCUCCCUGGUGCGCCAGGACCUGGCCUUCUUCCAGCAGGUCAAAACAGGGGAGCUGACCUCGCGCCUCUGCACGGAUGCGGCCAUGAUGAGCCGCUCGGUGCCGGCCAACGCCAACAUCUUCCUGCGCAGCCUGGUGAAGGCGCUGGGGCUGUACGGCUUCAUGCUGGGGCUGUCCUGGCGCCUGACGCUGCUCACGCUGCUCGAGACCCCCCUCACCAUGGCCGCCCAGAGCCUCUACGACGCCCGACGCCAGGGUGGGGAGCUCUAUCCGGAGAGCAGUGACCCUGGGAAGGAUUUAGGGGUGAUCGUGGACAAGCAGCUGGCCAUGAGCUCCCUGUGUGAUGCUGUAGCUAAGAGGGCCGUGCUGAAGGCGAUCCAGGACUCCAUGGCGCGCUCCGGUGAGGUCGUGCGCGAGUCGGUCUCCUCCAUCGAGACCGUGCGCAGCUUCGCCACCGAGGAGGAGGAGUCGCGGCGCUACGAGGCGGCGCUGGCCGAGACCCACCGGCUGAAGAACCGCCGCGACCUGGAGAGGGCGCUCUACCUGCUCUUCCGCCGGCUGCUGCAGCUGGCCGUGCAGGUGCUGAUGCUGUACUGCGGGCACCAGCAGAUCCACGCCGGGCUCCUGACCAAGGGCAGCCUGGUCUCCUUCAUCCUCUACCAGGGGGACGUGGGCAGCUAUGUGAAGACCCUGGUGUACAUGUACGGGGACCUGCUGAGCAACGUGGGGGCGGCGGAGAAGGUGUUUGAGUACCUGGACCGGGAGCCGGCCGUGCGCACCGACGGGACACGGGCGCCGGAGUCGCUGCAGGGACACGUCUCCUUCCGCAACGUCUCCUUCUCCUACCCCUCCCGCCCGGACCGCCAGGUCCUACAGGCCGUGUCCUUCGAGCUGCGCCCCGGGGAGGUGACGGCGCUGGUGGGGCUGAACGGCAGCGGGAAGAGCACGUGUGUGGGGCUGCUGGAGCGGUUCUACGAGCCCCAGGCCGGGGAGAUCCUGCUGGACGGGGCCCCCAUCCGGGAGUACGAGCACCGGUACCUGCACCGCCAGGUGGCCCUGGUGGGGCAGGAGCCCGUCCUCUUCUCCGGCUCCAUCCGGGAGAACAUCGCCUACGGGCUGGGGGGCUGCGGGGAGGAGCAGGUCACCAGGGCGGCCAGAGCGGCCCAGGCCUCUGGCUUCAUCGCGGAGCUGGACAGGGGCUUUGAGACAGACGUGGGGGAGAAGGGCGGGCAGCUCUCGGCGGGGCAGAAGCAGCGGAUCGCCAUCGCCCGGGCGCUGAUCCGCCAGCCGGCCGUGCUGAUCCUGGACGAGGCCACCAGCGCGCUGGACGCGGAGAGUGAAUGCGCGAUCCGCCAGUCGGUGCUGAGCCGGGGGCCCCGGACGGUGCUGGUGAUCGCCCACCGCAUGCAGACGGUGGAGAACGCCGACCGGAUCGUGGUGCUGGAGGGCGGGGCCGUGGCCGAGGAGGGGACGCACGCCGAGCUGAUGGGGCGCAAGGGGCCCUACUACAGACUGGUGCAGAGAGACCUGGCCGAGUAACCCCCCCGCCCCGCCCCGGGGAAUAGCCCAGCACCAGCCUGACGGCCCGGCCCCUCCUCCCCCCGGCCCAGGGUGACAUGGACCAUCCUGACAGCGGCUGAUUAGUGUGUGAUGUCGGGUCACUGGCUUAUCGCCUGCGUUGGGGUGUCGGUUCUGCGCAGGGAGUCCCGGGGGGCAGGCGUGUUUGACUGGAUGAGCGCGAGUAGAGUGUUUUGUAAGAUACAUUAAAGAGGCGACACAUCCGACCGGCGUCUAUGACGGGCUCUGGCUGGAAACGCCGUCGCUGGUCCCAUGCCCCAGCCCCGGGCUGCAGCGUUCGCUCGCUGGAACCGUCCGUGGCUGUAACGCCCCACGGAACCAGUCGUGUUUAACGAAGAACGUGGGCUCCCCAUCAGGCUCGUGCUCUGCGACCCGCCCGGAGAGCUGGGAAUUGCGGGUCAGCGCCUGGCUGGGGCUCGGCCUGGGCAGUGCCAGCGCAUGGCUGCGGAGAGCCAGCAGGAGGCGCUCCAGGCUCCGAGCGGGUGGGUCUGUCAGCGCCGGGGCCGGGGUCACUCCGGUUUCUACCCCAGGCUGGCGGAGCAGAGCUGAUCCUGGGGAGGGGCCGCAGGCCGGCAGGGGGUCACUGGGUCACAGACGCUGAAAUGUCAGACAGGCCUGGGGGCCGGGGGGUGAGACAGGCUGUUAACGAUGGCGGCUGUGGGAACAUUGACCAUCACUGAGCUCAAUAAAACUUAACAAAGCGAAUGGAA